Molecule: messenger RNA, 885 nt
Organism: Eucalyptus grandis
Lineage: Eukaryota; Viridiplantae; Streptophyta; Magnoliopsida; Myrtales; Myrtaceae
Product: putative pentatricopeptide repeat-containing protein At3g18840
Exons: 1
Coding region: 1-885 (294 amino acids)
Biological process (GO): RNA modification
Molecular function (GO): RNA binding; protein binding
Source: RefSeq, a predicted model, not a curated record
AUGAGGUCCUUAAAAGAUGGUCUAGCCUACCAGGCUAGAGCAGUUAAGUCCGGCUUCGUCCCCAGCACUUUCCUCUUCAACCAGCUCAUCCGCCUCUACUCCCAGAAUGGCCUCUUGCGAGAAGCCCACAAGCUGUUCGACGAAAUGCCCCACCGGAACGUGUACUCCUCGAACGCCCUGAUUUCGGCUUACGUAAAAGCUCGGGACUUGACCCGAGCCAGGGCGUUGUUCGACUCCGCCACUGACAGGGACUUGGUAACUUAUAAUUCGAUGCUGACCGGUCACGUGACCAUCGACGGACGUGAAAGCGAUGCGCUCAAAUGGUUUGACGAGAUGCAGUUGAUGCGUGAUUGUCUUAAGUUCGACGAGUUUACUUUGACGACGAUGUUAAACUUGGUGGCAAAGUUACGUGUGCAGUGUUAUGGGACACAGUUGCAUGCUUAUAUGGUGAGGACGGGGAAUGAUACGGAUAAGUAUGUCAUGAGCUCCUUAAUUGACAUGUACUCUAAAUGUGGGAGUUUCGGAGAAGCAUACAGAGUGUUCUGUGAAUCAAAAGCGGAGGUCGAUUUGGUUUCCAAGAAUACGAUGAUGGCAGCUUGUUGUAGGGAAGGUAAGAUGGAAGUGGCUUUAGAUCUGUUCCAAAGAUUGCCCGAGUUAAAUGAUACAGUGUCUUGGAAUACUUUGAUUUCUGGCUAUGCACAAAACGGUUUUGAGGAGGAGUCCUUGAAUUUCUUUAUGAAAAUGAGGGACAGUGGAUUUGGGUGGAAUGAGCACCCGCUCGCUAGUGUUCUGAAUGGUUGCUCCAGCAUGCGGAAUUCAAAGCUUGGAAAGGAGAUACAUGCUUGGGUUUUGAGAGAAGGAGUGAUAUCAAAUCUCUUUGUUUAG